AUGCCCACCAGCACCCCCGACUCCGCCACUGACUCCGCCUCCCCCUCCCCGUUCCUCUCCCCCGCCCAUCCCUCCCCCCACGCCACAUCCGUCCCUUCCCACGGCUCCCCUUCGCCCAUCAAAGCUAAAUUAUCUUCUAAAAUCGCAUCUAAGCCGUCCACUAAACCUGACUCCGCCAAGCCCUCCGCGCAGCCCUCCGCCAGGGCGUCCGCGGAGUCCCCCCGCGAGCGCGCGCGCGCCAGCAGCUCCCUGCACCGCAAGCUGUCGCGCACAAGCAGCGGAGGAGGCGGGGCGGACGGAGGGGAUGCGGGGGGUAGUGCUGGGGGAGUGGGGGGUACUACUGGGGGAGGCGGCACUGGGACAGGCGGCUCUGGGGAAAGCGCUGGGGAUGGGGGCAGCCCGGACCUUUGCUUCGCGAACAGCACUGGUGGUUACCAUGACAGCAGCGGUGACCGUACCAAUAGCGGUGGUAACCGCACUAGCGGCGGUGCGAGUGCAGAUUCUGUAAAGGUCGCUCACAAGGCAGAGAAGGCGGAGAACGCAGACAAGUCAAGCAAGCCAGACAGGCCAAAGAGUGCAGCAGGUAAGCCAGGGGAUCCGGACAAGUCAACCAAGUCAAAGGAUUCAAAGGAGACAAAGGAGUCAACCAGAGGUGAGAAAUCUCGGGCGCUUCACCGCGCUGCCUCCCAGGGGAGGGAGAUUGACCGAGCCAGACUGGGUUGUAGCAGCCCUGAAGCGAAGCUGGGGGGGAGGAGCCACACGGAAGGGAGGGAGGAGACGAAGGAGAGGAUGAUGAGAGAGAGGAAGAAGGGAAGGGGUGGGAGUAUUGGGGGAGGUGAUGAUGUAAGUGGAUUUAGCCCUGAAGCGAAGCUGGGGGGAAGGAGCCAUGCAGAAGGGAGGGAGGGGAUGGGCGAGAGGGUGAAGGGGAGGAUGAGAGAGAGGAGGGGGAGUGUGAGUGAUGUUGACGGUUUGGGUGGAUUUGGCAGUGAGGCAAGGCUGGGAGGGUGGAGUCAAACGGAGGGGAGGGAUGAGACGUUUGAGAGGGCGAAGGAGAGGAGGAGGGAGAAGGAGAGGGAGAAGGAGAGGGAGAAGGAGAGGGAGAAGGAGAGGGAGAAGGGGGCCGUGGAGGGUGUUGGGUCUCCCGGGCACCCCAAGCAGAAGCACCGACCUCCAACAAUUUCCAACCAUCCCCCCGAGCAUGGUCAUCAAAACGAUCGGCCUCAGCAGCAGCAGCAAUCGGGACAUCAGCAGGCUGAGAGCAACAGUGAUGAUCAAGAAGAGGAGCAGGAGCAGGGGCAGGGGCAGGGUGCGCCUCCCUCAAAUGUGCCUCCCUCAAAUGCGCCUCCCUCAGAUGCGCCUCCCUCAGAUGUGCCUCCCUCAGAUGCACCCUGCGAGGAGGACUGGUCCCGCAGCAUCAGCCUCGCCCAUACAAUUGACAACUCCCAUGGCAUCCAUGCAUCUCCGCCCCACUCUGCUUCUCACUCCGCUCAUGCUGCUGCUUCUGCUGCUGAUGCUGGUGAUGAUGCUGGUGAUGAUGCUGGUGAUGAUGAUGGUGUUGACGCUGGCUCUGCUUGCUUCGAUCCGUCCUUUGACUGCCUGCUCGCUCCUCAUGCCGCCGACCCUUCCAGCAUCGGAAAUCGGUCCGAGCUUGAUUCCGAACCACUCUCCAGCUUCCGGCUCGGCCCUGCCGAUCCAGACCUUGCGAGCCCCAGGUUUGGUCCGGUGAAGAAGAAAGAGCGUUUUUCCAGAGCUGAGCAGCAGAGCAUGGAAGGCAGUGCAGCAGUGGCUAAGUCCCAGGAGGAGCAGCCAAGUGUAAGUGCUGCAGCUGAUGUCACACUAGCGCUCUGGUGUUUAAGAGAGUCUCUUAGCAUGCAGCGGCAGAAGGAGGAAGAGGAGAGACUCGCGCGGGAAAACAAGGCCGAACGUGCAGGAGGAGAGGGAGGCAGAGCGGUUGGAGGGGGUGCAGAGGGUGAUGCUGGGGUGCAGGGCAAGGGAGGGGAGGCGGAUCGCAACAGGAGCCCUCUGCGGAGGUUUCUCGGCGCCUUGUCUCUCGACAUAUCAGCAGCUGACGUCCCGGUUGUUGCUGUUGCUCCUGCCGCCUUUGGCGGCCUUUAUGCCAGCGGCUUUCCUGCUGCGAGUGCCUUUCCCGCUGCCAUUGGCUCAAAGGCAGAUGGUCGUAAGCAAGCAACGCUGGGGGAGGCUGAGGAGCAGCGUCUCGUUAUAAGCUCAUGCGCGCUACCGUGCAGUCCAGCCGCUUCGUCCGCUUCGGCUCCUAUUCUUGCAACAUCUGCUGGCGACGCCGCUGGUUCGCGGAACGUUCGUCCUGCAUCCGCCAUCCAUCGCCAGCAAUCCCAUCUGCCACGUGUGCAGACCAAUCGAACGCAAGGACCCCAGCGUCGCGUUUCCAUUGGACACCUUGCCGCGGCGCGGUUCAUCCCGUCGUCUCUACACUCCGGCUCCACCCGUCGCGUACACUGUAACGCAUCUGCUGGUAACGCGGACGGAACCGGGUCGAGUGACGACAAAGGGAAGGGGGAGGGGGGAGAGGCGGCGGGAAAGGAGAGAGGAGGGGAUGUAGAACCUGAAAAGUCGGAUAAGAGGUCGGACGAUGCUGUAUCUGGUGAGGGUAAGGACAAAGCCGCAGAUGUUACUCGCGGGUACGUCACUAGCGAGGAUGAAAGCGCGGACAUUGUGAGCAGCCUGGGGGAUUGGCGUGAAUUCCGCGCGCGACUGAUCCGCGGGGAGGUUGGGGUGGCGGGGGAGGAGCCUGGCGCAUCUGGAUCAACGGACGGUGGAGAUGCGUUGACAGGCAGCACAUCAACGUCUGGAGGCUUGCCAGGCUUGGACGAUGUACCAGCUGCAGGAGCAGUAGCAGCAGCAGGAGAAGUAGGAGAAGCAGCAGGGGAUUCAGAAGGAGGGGAGAGAGAAACCAAUGUGACCUCCCCACUCUCUUCCUCCACCUCUCCCUUCUCCUCUUCCUCCUUUUCCUCCUCUUCCUCGUCCUCCUCUCCCUCCUCCCCCAAGUCAUGGGCUCACCCUAUAGCAGUGCCCGAGACGGGGUGUGUGCUGCUGGCGCAUCCGAGGGCGUUCGGAGUGUCUCAGCAGUACUUCAACCGUGCUGUGAUUUUCCUUCUCAUGCACGGUCCACAAGGCACAGCAGGCGUGAUUCUCAACAGACCCUCACAGUACACGCUCGGGCAGCUCGCAGGCUUCGAGGAGCUCCUGCCGGAAUUUUCAGCCUGCCCGUUAUAUCUGGGCGGCGAUGUUGGCUCAACGUCCACACACUGCCUGCACGGGGUGGCGGAUCUGGUGGGGGGGGAGGGGGGCGCGCGGGAGGUGUGUCCGGGGGUGUACGUGGGGGGGUACUCGCGGAUCAAGGAGCAUGUGGGCAGCGGAAAGAGCAACAGCAUGGACUAUCGAUGGUUCGCCAGAUAUGCCGGCUGGGCACCAGGGCAGUUGGAGCGGGAGGUGGCAGCAGGUGUGUGGUACCUGGGAGCAUGCUCGCCAGACCUCAUUCUCAGGCAUUCCCUGAGAGAAACUGUUGCUGUAGAGAGCGCAGGGGACAGUAGCGAGAUUGACAGUAUUGAGGCCGCGGAGAGGGGGGCAGAUGGGGAGUUGUAG
Messenger RNA from Closterium sp. Yama58-4, 3621 nucleotides. The record is from the annotation of a GenBank genome assembly. Lineage: Eukaryota; Viridiplantae; Streptophyta; Zygnematophyceae; Desmidiales; Closteriaceae.